This is a messenger RNA of Sinocyclocheilus anshuiensis, 3599 nucleotides long. RefSeq names its product tumor necrosis factor receptor superfamily member 14-like. Gene Ontology annotation, molecular function: protein binding. Gene Ontology annotation, cellular component: external side of plasma membrane. Bases 1601 to 2392 code for a protein of 263 amino acids. The record is from RefSeq and is a predicted model, not a curated record. Gene Ontology annotation, biological process: defense response to Gram-positive bacterium; defense response to Gram-negative bacterium; negative regulation of alpha-beta T cell proliferation. The transcript has 9 exons. NCBI's taxonomy places the organism in Eukaryota, Metazoa, Chordata, Actinopteri, Cypriniformes, Cyprinidae.
UAAGAAAAACAAUAGGGCCCUCGCCUUACUGGCUUGGGCCCUAAUAAGCAUUUAUCCUUAUAGAGAAUGAGAAGUAACCAUGGGAACGGAUAGCGUAUCAUGCUAAUAUGGCGGCGCCUUCCCGAAAUGCAAUGCGGAGUGAAAAGAUCGUGACGUAACUCCUCAUUCUCUAUUAAACCUUGCUGAAUAAAAGUAGGCUAUUCAUUUCUUUAAAUCAGUCUUACUGACGUAAGCAGCAUUCUGAGCAGUUGUGUACGCGUCGUGAGCCAAGCUGAUCAGAGACCAGUGGUGGAAAAGUGUUUUUUUUUUUUUUUUUUUAAGAUUUACUUAUGCUUAUGAUUUUGGGAAAUAGCCCUUGAACAAGCACUGACUGUGAGCGAAGCGUCAGCAACGAACACUCUGUAAUUGAUUGGUUCUGUCUUUGAGCAAUUGCUUAUAUGUUCGACGAGCAGGAGGAAUAGUUAUACACAAUUAUUCGCUAAUAACAAUAACUUGUUUUAAAAAACACCUCAAGAUCGAUAUUUUUUCCAUCCUUUCGAAACAUGGAUACUUCAGGAUCGACCCGCCCAACUCUGAAACGCCAUAUUUAGGCUAAACAAUACUUUUACUUUUUUUGAGGCUAUACUUCUACUUUUUGAAAUGUCUGUGACCAAUGUUUUGUGAAAGAAAAAGAAGUGAUAUUCGCCCUAUAUCUAGUGGUAAGUGGUUUUAAAGUUUUAUUUUUGAGGAAAACUCGUGACCUGCUCACGAGACUUAUUUAAAAAUGUCCGAAUUUUGAAGGCAGUUGACAAAUAACGACCAAUAUAGCCUAGGCUAUACCCGUCUCCAGUUUUCUCUUUAAAUUACUAUGAUAAUAUUAUUAUGAUCGUGUUAUUUCUUUAUUUUAUUAAUUUUGAUUGAUUUGUAAAGUGAUUUUUAUCCAUCUGCUCCACAGCGGAGUUGUUUCCUGUUAAUCCAAUUUAGUAUCGUUUUUAUUAAGUAAACGAUUAUAUUUUACCGACUGUUUUCAUAACAAAUUUCUUCAGCUCUGUGCGCUUCCCAGAAAUCGAUUUGUAUCGAAAUGAAUAUUUCAGGGGUUUUUUUGCCUUUUAUGCAUAACUUUUAUUAAUUUACCUUUGUCUCAUAUUUAUUACUCUAUUACAUUUAUUACGUUGUUGAUUUUCUCGAGAUCAACCAUCCAACUACACCCUUAACAGGUAGGCUACUUUAAAAUGCCCAUGAAUUUAACUUUAAAAUUGUAACUGGUCUCCUACCAAUUGUGUACGUUUUAACUUUUCUUUUUUUUUUACAGAACAUGCAUGAUCAGCUCUGACCAGCUUAGUUGAGGAUAGUUCUCUCCUCUUCUACACUAAUAAGCAAUUUGUUUUCCAAAGAAUGCAUAUGUCUGCAAGAAGCCUGUGGAAACACGACCUGUACAAGAACUGAGUCUUGAAGAAUCUUGAACUACUGUUGCCUUGUCUCUCAGUUUUCUAUGAAAAUCCCUCCAUACGGUUUACUGUUAAGGCACACAUCAACCAACAUCCUAGCAUGUGAAGUGUCUGAAGAUUGUGCUGAACAGCACUGUAAUGUUACAUUAACUAAGUAGAUCUAGACUGUGACCAUGUUCGCUUUAAAGAUUAUUAUUCUUAUUACACUUAUUGUUCCUCUUAAUUAUGAUCUUUGUUCUUGUCAAUGUGCUCGUGCUGAAUAUAAGAUAGACAAGCAAUGCUGCCCAAUGUGUGCCCCUGGAAACCGUGUUCGUUGGCACUGCACAGAUGACACCAGCACAACUUGUGUUCCAUGCCCUCCAUUAACUUUCCUUGAUGAACCAAAUGGCCUCAUGGAAUGCUUUCCCUGUACUGUAUGUGAUGCAAACCGAGGUUUAAGACUGAGUGAAGUAUGCACUCGGUCAUCAGAUGCUGUUUGUGGGCCACUGGAGAGAUUCUACUGCAUUGAAAAAAAGAAAGGCAGCUGCACUUUAGCUGUGCGACAUUCUAAAUGUAACCCUGGACAAUAUAUCAAACAAGCAGGUACUGGUUCCACAGAUACUGUAUGUGCUGACUGUACAGGUGACACAUAUUCAAACGGAUCUUUCUCAUCCUGUUUACCACAUACAAAAUGUGAGGCCAUGGGACUUGCUGAAACAAAUCCAGGAACACAUUCAUCAGACUCUGAAUGUGGAAAUCCCCCUACUGCUGUAGCAAUCAUUGCCUCUAGUGUUAUAGUUACUUUAAUAUUAAUUACAGUAGUAAGUGUUUUAAUAUUUAAACACAUUCGGAAGAAGAAACUAUCUAAAAGUUCAGGGUUGCAGGAAACAGGAAAUGGUUUACAUGAAAAACACAGUUCAAAAGUUGUUGGCGGCAGGAUAAAUGUUGAAUCAUUUGGAAUAGAAGAACAAGUCCUAAGAACCUAGGGAUUGACUACAGUUUCUAAACUACUCACAUAUUUCACCACAUUCACUGAAAGAGUUAUCAUGCCUGGAAUUUAUCGGGUUGAGCCACAGAAAGUGAUUACUAAUCCUCUUACAUUUACAUUUAUGCAAAUAAGCAGCCAUUUAAUUAACAGACUAGAAUAAUCAUGGCUGAUAGACACUGUGCAAACUUAAAAGAACUUGCCCAACUUUUAACUAGGGAAAUAAUCGUGAAAUGUUUCUAAAAUGUUUGUUAUUAUUUUAAUAUUGUUUGUGAUUUAGUCUUAGUGACUUAGGAGUCCUCUUGUUUUAGCUGCAUGGUUUUAGUGCUAAAAUGUUUUGUGAAAUUCUCUUUUUAACUAAAAACAGUUAACAUUAUUGAGUUUAGUAGCUACUUUUAGCCUUGAUGUUUUGUGAAUAUGGCCCCAGUUCAUUCUGAUAUAUUAGGACAUUUUGUCAUGUGUACAUUAUGUGCCAUGUAAUUCUGGUGAACACAGAAUCCUGGGAACAUAGAAAUGACUCUGACCCGAUGGACAAUGAUUAGCUUACACUACAGAUACAAAAAAGACUCCACAUACACAUCAGUCAUUGUUUGAUGGUUUUUUUCCCCUCCAGCUGAAACAAUGACAUCUUUUUCCUUCUGUUCUGUUCUGUUCUGUGCCAGUAUCAAGUCAUGCCCAACAGUUUGAAUGCGUCAUGAAAAAAAAAAUACAAAUCUAACAAAUCAAAAGCUCCACAUACUUAAAAUGUAUACAUUUGUGUAAUAAAAUAUAUAAAAUAAAUAUUCAAUCUUUAUUUAAAAGGGUCAAGAAAAUGAUGUUGUGUCCUACUAUUUGAACAUGGCUUACUUUUGGGAAAUGUGCUAUAUAAAUUAUAUACAUUAUGGUAAAUACGUUUUUUUUUUUGUAAAACAAAUUUAUGCCGUCAUGUUUUUAGACUAGUUACCUCAAGUUUGUCAAAUUAAACUAAGCAGUGUUUGAAGAGCUGAAGCAUGUUUAAAGAUUGAAAGUAGAUCAAGCUCAAGCUCACUUUAUUACAGCCACUGAAUAAGUGUAAUAAUAUCUUAAUGGGAUACUUUGUAUCCACUGUGCAAAGAAUCGCACACAACCAGUCACUUUUAAGUCACAAGUUUUUCUCAUGCUGUAUUCAUUACUGUUGCCUCCCCGCUCAAUAGAUUGGUCUGCAGCUGAGAGAAACAUCUCAUUCCUUU